Molecule: messenger RNA, 2191 nt
Organism: Onthophagus taurus
Lineage: Eukaryota; Metazoa; Arthropoda; Insecta; Coleoptera; Scarabaeidae
Product: lethal (2) 34Fd
Biological process (GO): maturation of SSU-rRNA from tricistronic rRNA transcript (SSU-rRNA, 5.8S rRNA, LSU-rRNA)
Cellular component (GO): small-subunit processome; nucleolus; 90S preribosome
Molecular function (GO): protein binding
Source: RefSeq, a predicted model, not a curated record
UAGAGGGCGAUACUGUUUCAUCCAAUACAACAUAACCUCUUUCUUGUGUUCAAUAUAAAGUUUUUAAAGUUAAUUUGCACGUGCUUUAUCGUUUUAAACUAUUAUAAUGCAAGUUUCCGAUUUGAAUAAUGUGAAGAUAUAUAAUUUAAGUGCCGGAAAAUCUUUGCCAGAAUGGUUAUCAGAAAGAAAGCGCCGCACACUUUUAAAAAAAGAUGUAGACAUUAGACGAAGAAUCGAAUUGAUCCAAGAUUUUGAUAUGCCCGGUUUAAGUACUUCGAUAAGAGUCUCAAAAGAUGGCCAAUACAUUCUAGCAACAGGAAUAUAUAAACCUAGAGUUAAAUGUUUCGACGUUAACAAUUUAUCGCUUAAAUUUGAACGUUGUUUUGAUUCGGAAUGUGUUACUUUCGAAAUAUUGAGUGAUGAUUAUAGUAAAAUAGUUUUUUUGCAAUGUGAUCGUUAUGUUGAAUUUCACGUUGCGCAUGGUCGUUAUUACCGAUUAAGAAUACCAAAAUUUGGCAGGGACAUGAAAUAUCAUUAUCCAAGUUGUGAUUUAUACAUUGUUGGUAGUGCUUCUGAUAUUUAUCGCUUAAACUUGGAACGUGGUCAAUUUUUAACUCCUUAUUCGAGUGAAUCCUCAGCAAUAAAUCGUUGUGAAAUAAAUCCUGUGCAUCAUCUUCUGAUUUGUGGCACCCAAGAAGGUAGAAUUGAAGCUUGGGAUACAAGAAGUAAAAGUUUAGUUGGCAAUUUUGAUUGCGCCCUAAAUUUUGUGAAUGAUCUUAAUCAAUUACAAAGUUUUCCUUCGAUUACUGCUUUAAAAUUUAAUGGGGCUCUUCAAUUAGGAGUUGGAACCGCCACUGGACAUGUUUUACUUUACGAUAUACGUUCAAACAAACCUUUUUAUAUUAAAGACCACAUGAAUGAACUUCCCAUUAAAGAUGUUGAGUUUCAUAAACAAGAAGAGUUUGUUUAUUCGAUGGAUGGAUCCACUGUUAAAAUUUGGGAUAAAAAUAAUGGUAAAUUAUACACAUCGAUUGAAGCAAAAUCCGAAUUUAACAAUUUAUGCAUCGUCCCAAACACUGGAUUAUUAUUUAUCGCCAAUGAAAACACAAAAAUGCAAACAUUUUACAUCCCAAGUUUGGGGCCAGCGCCGAAAUGGGCGAGUUUCUUAGAUAAUUUAACCGAAGAAUUAGAAGAAUCCAACACAGAAACUGUUUACGACGAUUACAAAUUUGUUACAAAAACUGAAUUGGAGAAUUUGGGAUUAGAUCAUUUAAUUGGAACCAAUUUAUUAAGGGCUUAUAUGCACGGGUACUUCAUUGAUGUAAGAUUAUAUAAAAAAGCGCGAGAUGUAGCUAAUCCAUUUGAAUUCGAUCAAUAUCGCAAACAAAAAAUACGUCAAGUAAUUGAAAACGAUCGCGAAGCUCGCGUCAAAGUCGAUAAAUUACCAAAAGUUAACAAAGAUUUAGCCCUAAAAUUAAUAAACGAUAAAAUCAUCAACAAAAAGAAAAACAAUUCAUCAUCAUUAUUAACUGAUAAUCGAUUUAAAGCGUUGUUUGAUAACCCGGAAUUUGAAAUUGAUAAGAACGCUGAAGAAUAUAGAUUUCUUAAUCCCGUUUUGUCUCGGUUAGAUAAAAAUAAAAAGAAAGAAUUGAAACAAAAAUUGGUUGGAGAAGAAUUCGAAACGGUUCAAGAAGAGGAUAAAGAUCAAAAAUCGAGUGAUGAUGAUUUUGAAAGUGAUGAUUCCUCAGAUGAUGAUGAUGGAGCAUGGAAAGAAGAAAUGAAAAAACAACAUAAAAUUCUUGAAAGAGAAAAAAGAAUUCGCGAAAAACGCGAAGAAAUUGAUAAAUUAAAUGAAGAACAGAAAGCUCCGAAAUUUUUUGAAUUAAGGGCGGGAGAAGAGUUUAAAGGGGCUCAUAAUAUGAAACGAAAAUUGAAUAAGGCUUCUUUGGCUGAAAGGUUACAAAACGAAGAUAGUUCCGUUAAAAUGCAUUCAUUUGGUAAUAGACAGAUGACUUUUUCUGUUUCAUCUAAAGCACGUGAAGCCGCAAUUAAUGAAAAAAAUAAAAGACAUCGAGAAGAACGAAAAAAAUUGGUCCGUCCAACUUUUGGGAUAAAAUCUUCAAAGAAAAAACAUUUCUAAGUAAUCAAGAAGACGAUAUCUUAAAAAAAAAAAUACUUUGCCUUAUAUUUA